Messenger RNA from Anthonomus grandis grandis, 474 nucleotides. RefSeq lists its product as uncharacterized. Lineage: Eukaryota; Metazoa; Arthropoda; Insecta; Coleoptera; Curculionidae. Bases 1 to 474 code for a protein of 157 amino acids. The transcript has a single exon. The record is from RefSeq and is a predicted model, not a curated record.
AUGACUUUAAAGCAGAAGGUCGAGUCUCUUGAAGCGAUAUUGUAUUUCCAGGAAAAGAGAGAAAAGGAAAACAACGUGAUUAUUACUGGGGUUUCACAACAAGAGGAAACAAAUACUAAAAAGAUAGUUACACAAACCCUGAGCUCUAUUAAUAUGGAACUGCCCGCCGAUAGUGUAAUAGAAAGUCAUCGUUUAGGAAAAAAUGUAAACGCUCCUGUUAUGAUGCGACUAAACGAUCGGAAUACUAAAAUUAAAAUCAUGAAGAGAAGCAGAGAACUAAGGGGAAUCAGUCCAAGCAGCUGCAACCUCCAAGGUCAAUCCGAAUUUUUUUUUAAUGAAGACCUAACAUUACAAAAACAAACGCUAUUUGAAGGGGCUAGAGAACUAAAGAAAAAUAAAAAUCUCCACUCAGCAUACACUUUAACGGCAAGAUCUAUAUCGAGAAAAAAAGUACUGAUAGACCCAUUUGGAUAA